Molecule: messenger RNA, 1374 nt
Organism: Puccinia triticina
Lineage: Eukaryota; Fungi; Basidiomycota; Pucciniomycetes; Pucciniales; Pucciniaceae
Exons: 15
Coding region: 1-1374 (457 amino acids)
Biological process (GO): mitotic cell cycle; microtubule cytoskeleton organization
Cellular component (GO): microtubule; cytoplasm
Molecular function (GO): structural constituent of cytoskeleton; GTP binding; GTPase activity
Source: RefSeq, a predicted model, not a curated record
AUGAGGGAAAUCAUUACUGUCGCCACCGGCCAGGCGGGCAACCAGGUCGCCAGCUCCUUUUGGUCGUCGAUUCUUCAAGAACAUGCACUCUCUGAGGAUGGAAAACCCCUGCCAGAAGGAACAGAAGAGCAACACCAUCGGCUCGAGGUUUUCUUCAGCCAGGGUUCAAAUGACAAAUGGGUUCCUCGCGCUUUGAACGUCGAUUUGGAACCUAACACGAUGGAAGCUAUUCGUUCUGGUCCCCUCGGUAAACUUCAUAGACCGGACAAUUACGUCAAUGGACAGUCUGGCGCUGGAAACAAUUUCGCCAAGGGUUUCUAUACUGAAGGAGCUGAACUAGUAGAGAGCGUUAUGGAAGUGGUGCGGCAUGAAACGGAGCGUUGUGAAGUUCUGCAAGGAUUUCAGAUUAUUCAUUCAUUAGGUGGCGGCACCGGUAGUGGCCUUGGAACUUUGAUUAUGGGGAAGUUAAAGGAAGAAUUCCCCGAUCGCAUGAUGAACUCAUGGUCCAUCCUACCAAGUCCCAAAGUUUCUGACACAGUGGUUGAACCUUACAACGCGACACUAUGUUUUCACCAGCUGGUUGAGACUAGCGACUUGACUUUCAGUAUCGACAACGAGGCCCUCUUCGACAUUUGUCAAACAACGCUGAAGAAACCCAACCCGAGUUACAGCGACCUUAACGGUCUGAUUGCAAAUGUUAUGGCUGGUUGCUCCACCACCCUUCGUUUUCCAGGCCAAUUGAACGCUGAUCUACGGAAACUGGCCGUCAAUAUGGUCCCAUUCCCUCGGCUACAUUUCCUGAUGUGUGGAUUUGCUCCACUUACUGCUCCUGGUUCAGUUGCUUAUCAAAAAAUCAGCGUUGCGGAUCUUACCCAGCAAGUCUUCUCCCCGCAAUCUAUCAUGGCGGCCUCUGAUCCGCGUCUGGGUCGAUACCUGACGGCUGCUGCGAUUUUCCGAGGUUCAAAUGUCUCUUCCCGAGAUGUUGAGGACGCCAUGGUGGCCGUUCAGGAGAAGAAUUCGGAUUUUUUUGUUGAAUGGAUUCCCAACUCAGUCAUGACUUCACUCUGCCAAGUCCCUCCUCAUGGUCUUCGGAUGGCGGCUACUUUCAUUGGGAACUCGACUGCGCAACAGGAGCUCUUCAAGCGUACCCAAGCUCAAUAUUCUGCUAUGUUCCGAAGGAGAGCAUUUUUGCACUGGUACACAAACGAGGGAAUGGAUGAGAUGGAAUUCACCGAAGCUGAAUCCAACCUAAUAGAUCUGAUUGCUGAGUACCAACAAUACUCGGUCGCUGGAAUUGAUGAUCUGGAAGAAGGGUACGAGGGUGAGGAGGAUCAAGCAGAAGAAUACGAAAACGGUUACCCAGAAGAGCAGUAA